This is a messenger RNA of Nannizzia gypsea CBS 118893, 3018 nucleotides long. RefSeq names its product spastin. Gene Ontology annotation, molecular function: ATP binding; ATP hydrolysis activity. The coding region runs from base 1 to 3018 and encodes 1005 amino acids. Lineage: Eukaryota; Fungi; Ascomycota; Eurotiomycetes; Onygenales; Arthrodermataceae. The record is from RefSeq and is a predicted model, not a curated record. The transcript has a single exon. Gene Ontology annotation, cellular component: mitochondrial outer membrane.
AUGCAAUGCGCCCUGCGCUCGGUGCGUUACGGGCCCCCCAGAGCCGCCCGUUCGCUCGCCGCCAGCUCUAGACACCGUCGACAUGCCCGGCUCCUGCGCCCCUUUCAUACCUCGAGUGUCUACAGGGAGGCUCCAGAGGGUCCGCAUAACCCGGUUGACACCCCCGUGAGCAGCAGCAGGCCAAUUGAGGGCGGGACGUCGGUGCCGGAGACGAAAAAUGCUGUGGCGCCGGAAGCGAAUAAUGAGAAGGAGCCCAAGGAGCCUGGCCUCCAGGCAAAGAAGGACAAAGGUAGAGGAUACAGUCCGUACGGAUCAGGCGCUCGACGGGCGAUGAGGAACCGAAAGAUGGAAGAUAAGCCAGCUAAGCCGGUUGCUGUCAGGUUGCCAGCUUGGUUCCAUCAGCGGAACAUGAAGCUGUCCGAUCAGUCUGCGCAGGAGUCACAGUUACUACCCCUGGACGUGCAGAUUGCCCAGAAGAACGUACAAGAGAACGCCGAGGAUGGCGACCAGCUUCGUGAGGGCCACGGAGGUGACGAUGGUAGUGCUGGAAAGCCAGAGGACGGUCCACCGUCUAACCCGGACUCUCGGUAUACCCUCAGCCCAGAGGUAUGGCAGGAGCUUAGAGCAGCUGUACAGGCCGGUCUAACCUUGCCUGCUGCUCGAUAUGCUCAUGACCCAGCCUCCGCGAAGCCCCAUCUUGUCCUACAGUACCCCGGUGAAGGCGGGAUUCUCUUUCUCGAUGCCGUAGUCAAGAGUCUGGCUACAGACCUGAAUACCAGCGUCGUCACACUGAAUGCACAAGAUAUUGCCGAGCUAUAUGGCCAGCAGCGAGAGGAGAAUGAUCAACUCUCUAGCUCCAUGAUGCUCCUACUUGGCUAUGACGUCUACAGGCCGGGUCAACGGCAAACACAGAAAGAAAUAGAGGAAGAAGCAGAGGAGAGAGAGGAAGAGGAGGAUAUGGAAGAUGAAGAUUCGGACCGCUGGUCUGCCCAGUCUGCUGCUGUCCCUGUUACCAAGAUCAGCGCUGAUAUCUCAGGCUUGGUAAACCCGUCUAUACUGCAGUCUCUCUUUGGCGGCAAGGGCUCAUUUGGAGUCGCCAAGGUCGUUCUCCCCAGCGGUGAACGCAAGGAGGGCAUGGACUCAGAUGAAGAUGUCCGAUGUCUGCGACUGAUCAAUGAGCUACUGGACGUACCUCUGGGAAAGCGUGUACAGACUGAGCCGGCCAAGGAAGAGUCAUCUCCUACACCCGAACCUACCGAACCCGUUGAAUCUCCCGAUAAUACCCCUGUUGCUACUACCACAACGACAACUACCACCACACCUACUACCACAACUCCGCCAUCCCAACAACCUUCAUCACCCGCGUCAAAAAAACCAACACUCAUUUUGCAAAUCCAAGACUACAAAGACAUACUCAACACUCGGGGAGGAUCCUUCUUUCUCUCGUUAUUGCACAAAACCGUUAUGCGAAGACGGCGUAAUGGCGACCAGAUCGUCAUCGUCGGAACCGUAUCUGAGCCGGAAUCUGACAAGGGCCACGAGAAAGCCUUCCCAAGGUUGACUCCAAGAGACUACGACCAGCGUGCCUCAACUAUCGUUGUGCCUCCAGCAAUAUCGUCAAAGGCCGCUGAAGAAGUAUUCGCCAAAGACGCAAAGAAACGUAUCUUCGACAUCAACAUCCGACACCUAAAAGUCAUGUUGAAAACCAGGCUGAGAAAAUCCGAAUCUGCCCAGAGCCUUCUCAACGACCAGCCGUGGGAUCUUGACGAAGAACUUAUUCGAACUUCGGGUCUUGAUACAGGGUAUUGGCCGUUUAGCCUUGUCCACCGCAUCUCCACGCUUACCCUUGGCUGUAUAAAACCAGACGAAAGUCUAACACUAGCGCAUAUCACCAAGGGAAUUGAGCUGGUAGGCAAAAGUGACCAGGUUAAGUGUGACUGGCUAGGUGAGAGACAGAAUAAAGCGAAACCAUCGAAGCCGUCUACCCACAAGGACAGACGGAAUAAGCUUCGGCCGAAGUGCAAUCCCCACGAGGAGAAGCUACUUAAUGGCGUGGUCGAUGCAGAGACUAUAAACACCACUUUUGCAGACGUCCACGUCCCCCCUGAGACCAAGGAGGCUCUCAAGACACUUACUUCCCUUUCUCUCAUUCGACCGGAGGCAUUCACGUACGGUGUCCUCGCAACCGACAAGAUACCCGGUUUACUGCUCUACGGCCCUCCAGGCACGGGUAAGACAAUGCUCGCCAAAGCCGUUGCUCGCGAGAGCGGUGCUACCGUUCUUGAAAUCAGCGGAUCAGACGUCUACGACAUGUACGUUGGAGAAGGCGAGAAGAAUGUCCGCGCCAUCUUCACCCUAGCCAAAAAACUCACACCCUGCGUUGUCUUCAUCGACGAAGCAGAUGCUAUAUUCUGCUCUCGAACAGGUGCAAGUAACCGCACCUCCCAUCGUGAACUCAUCAACCAGUUCCUCCGCGAAUGGGACGGCAUGAACAGUCUCUCCGCCUUCAUUAUGAUAGCUACAAACCGACCGUUUGAUCUGGACGAUGCUGUCCUUCGUCGUCUACCCCGCCGUUUACUCGUUGACCUACCCACCGAAACAGACCGUCUAGCCAUUCUCAAGAUCCAUCUUAAAGACGAACGUCUCGCUCCAUGCGUAGACCUAGCUGACAUUGCCGAGAAGACGCCAUUCUACUCUGGCUCCGACUUGAAGAACCUUUCAGUCGCCGCUGCACUGGCUUGUGUCCGAGAAGAGAACGACAUCGCUGCACAGCACAAGGGAGAUGAACCGUACAGGUAUCCGGAACACCGCACGCUACGCAAAGAACACUUUGAAAAGGCAAUGGAAGAGAUUAGCGCAUCGAUCAGUGAAGACAUGUCCUCCUUGACCGCCAUCAGGAAGUUUGAUGAGAAAUACGGUGAUCGCAAGGGACGGCGGAAGAAGGCUCACGGGCUAGGCUUCUCUUCUCCCAACGCUGCUGAUGCACCGGGCGCCGAGACUGGCCGUGUUCGAAAUUAG